UGCCUUGCAUACGCAUCUUCUCCUACCAACGGGCCAACAUACUACCACUUGGGCUAUAUCCGGUGCAGAUCCUUCUCCGAGCAGUCUAGCGUACAAUACACUAACAUUUCUAUGCUUUGCCCACGGUGAUUUUGUUGUCCGGCGGGCAAGUCUUCAACCCUUCGUCCUGUCGGCCCUUCUGGGCCUCGGCGGGCACCCCUUGAUCCCGUCCAGACCGAGGUGAAGCCGCCGCCUUCACCUCAUCCCGGAGGAAUCGCCACAACCAGCCAACCCCUGAUGGUCUCCAUCCCCCGCGAACAAUGAGCAUUCCGCAACCCAGCCGAGAUGUGAAGCGGCCGCAAGUAGAUUUAUCUUCAGUACCUCGAGUACUAACUAGACGUCUCACCGACCGCACGCCACCCGCCAAGUUCACGAAGUUUGCGCCGGUGGAUAAGGUAUGUUCUUCAAAAAUCUACCGUUGGGAAGUCCAAACUCCACUGCCAGGCUACGCAUAACACUCCUGUACCGAUGCUGUACCCUAAUGCAUUGAAUGCGGCUUUGCCACCACCGUGGACGUGGAUUCAGAUACGUAAACGCGCAACGUUGCCUCCGCCAAAGGUUCACAACAAAGAGAGCAACAGCUCAUUUAAAAAUCCACAGUAAGGCCGAGCAUGAGCAGAUCUCUGUCGCAGACCAUCAUACGUACAAAGUCUCUAGGCAU
Canariomyces notabilis is the source of this 700-nucleotide messenger RNA. RefSeq lists its product as uncharacterized. The record is from RefSeq and is a predicted model, not a curated record. The transcript has a single exon. Lineage: Eukaryota; Fungi; Ascomycota; Sordariomycetes; Sordariales; Chaetomiaceae. Bases 300 to 494 code for a protein of 64 amino acids.